This is a messenger RNA of Eutrema salsugineum, 754 nucleotides long. RefSeq names its product stigma-specific STIG1-like protein 3. The coding region runs from base 105 to 524 and encodes 139 amino acids. NCBI's taxonomy places the organism in Eukaryota, Viridiplantae, Streptophyta, Magnoliopsida, Brassicales, Brassicaceae. The record is from RefSeq and is a predicted model, not a curated record. The transcript has a single exon.
AUAUAUUCAUACACAUACAAACACACUCAAACACAUUCCGAUACUAAGGUUUUUGUUUGCAAUUUAUUUCCUUUAAUUUCUUGAAAGAAGACAAAAGAAUAAGAAUGAAUACAUUCAAGAUAUCCUAUCUCGUUGUGGUGCUCGUAAUGGUCCUAGCCAUUGCUAUAACACUUAGCGAACCGCUAAGGGUUGAGGCGAAACACCAAGACAGAUAUGGUCGGGUGAUAGCCGCUGCACGAGGGAAAAAAGGUGGGAACCGUACAAGUGCUAUGACAUGCAACAUAAGCUCAAAAGUAUGUCGUCUCAAAGGCAGUUCAGGUCGUGAUUGUUGCCGUAAGAGGUGCGUCGACUUGAGAACCAACAAACUGAAUUGCGGAAGAUGUGGGAAAAGUUGUCAAUACUCGGAGAUUUGUUGCAACGGAUACUGUGUAAACACGAUGUUUGAUAAAAGGCAUUGUGGAGGUUGCUUUAAGAAGUGCAACAAAGGGAGAUCGUGUGCCUAUGGGAUGUGCAACUAUGCUUAAAGAAACAGUGCGGUAUAAAGGUUACUGAAAAUAAAAGUUUAAUUUGUUGUUUAAAUUGGAUUACAGUCAUAUUACAAUUUUAAGUAUAUAGCCAGCUUGAAUAAGGGUCCUUGAACUGUCAGUAGAAAGUAGAAAUGGUCUUGUAAAAGUUUGUCAUUAUUGUAUUUGUAUUGUUUAAUUUGUAUGCCCACGUGUCCGGUAACAAUCCAAUGUAUUAGUACUUCUGUUAA